AUGGAAGGAAAGAUUGAGAUAGUUUCUGUGGAGCUCGUUAAACCUCUUUCUCCUACUCCCAAUCACCUUAGAUGCUUCGAAUUUUCUCUUCUGGACCAAAUGGCUGUAGACAUGUCUGAUAACUCAGUUGAAUGCAACGACGAUGGAGUACCUUUUUACGAGGCUUUUGCUCAUAACUAUCGAUUGGAAAAUGUUCUUAGAAAGCCUGCAUAUGUCAACCAAAAGUUCCUCCCAACUACUGUAGAAGAGGGAUCAUUGAUGCCUGAUUCAGCCUUAUAUCCCCUACUUGUUCAAGUCACUAUUUUUGAGUGCGGAGGUAUGGCUAUUGGUAUACGUGCUUCUCACAAAGUUGCUGAUUGUGCCACAUUGUGCACUCUCAUCAAUGCCUGGUCAACAAUUGCUCGAGGUAACAUUGAAGUCGUUGUGCCAGAAUUCGUUGCGGCUGCAAAAUUCCCCAUGUUCAAUCCAAGCCUAUGA
Molecule: messenger RNA, 477 nt
Organism: Nicotiana tabacum (common tobacco)
Lineage: Eukaryota; Viridiplantae; Streptophyta; Magnoliopsida; Solanales; Solanaceae
Source: RefSeq, a predicted model, not a curated record